AUGUCUACCUCUCUAGAGAUCCCACCGUCUGGACUGGCUCUCCGUCAAGGAGACCAGUCUGGAGAUUCUUCCAAGCCUAGUCAGAUCAUGCGGCUAAACCUGGUGCAGAGCACCCUCGAUGAUCUGAUUCAGAGCCUCCGGAAGGAUCAACCGGUCCGAGUCCGCCUAGGAAAACACCCGUCGAUUCACUAUGGGGGCAAGUCCCAAUCCUUCCAUGCGUAUCCCGAAACCCACCGAUCCGAGAUCUACCAUAGCUCCGAUGAUAAACAAACCUUGUAUUUUACGGGAGUCUUGAGCCACAGCUUGGAGGUGGAAAAGGCAAAAAGUGCUACGGCGGCCACAGACCAGGCUCUGGCCAAUUUGGAAGAAAGUCUGAAUGCAUUUGAGCGAGGAAAGGAGUCCAAAAAGACUCACAUCAUCUCUCACCCCGAUGAGCUGAGAGGCUUUCGAGGUUCCAAGUCGGGCCUCAAAGCUCCCACAAGCAAAGUCGAGUUGGAGAAGGAUAGAUUCCUCAAAGCUGCCCGCUCUUCUGCAUCUGCCAGUCCCACCUUCCCUCCCAAAUCGCCCUCAUUUACAAUGGCUCCGACCUCAGCUCCGAUGUCGCAGGCUAAGGAGAAUCCGAGGCAGAUUGCCCUUAAGAAGCCUUUGAUUCAUAUCCUGGCCAUUCGGGCUGUGUCCAUCCGCUAUCUCGCUCAGACAACUCGUUCCCACGCCGAAGACUGCACCGUUCUCGCCGAGAAGUACGGCCUCCAGCACCGCAUUGACACAAACAAGUACCAUCUCAGAGACAAGGUUUAUAAAGAUCUCGACGUCUGGGAAUUCAAGUUCCCCAGCGAGGAUGAUCGCAAAGCCGCCAUUGACAACUGCAUUGGCGCCUUCGAUCGCAUGCGCCUCGAGCGGAGUGAUCCCGCCUGGCAGAUGAUUCUGCCCAAGGAGGAGCGCGGUAAGGGCACCUGCCUUUCUCGCCUGAAGCUUCGGACCGCUCCUGCCAAGGUGGAUGCUCCCAAAUCAGACAAGAAGGAGCCCGCAAAAGCAGCCGCGACCCAAAAGCCCCGUCCCGCGGACAAGCGAGCCAAACCCAAGGCCGCUAAUAACACUACACUCACUGGCCGAGUUACCAAGAAGACCGUUGCAAAACCUGCAGCCAAGGUUGACAGCAAAAUCAAGUCUGCCGAAUUUGUUAACAGCUCCGAUGACGACGACGAAGAUGUGGCCAUGUCUGAUGCUCCCGCUCCCGCUCCCGCUGCAGCCCCCAAGAAGCCGCAAGGGCACCAGCGAACUCCAUCCGCCACGAAGCCCACACCGAAGCCAGCACAAAAGCCAGCACCGAAGCCUCGUGCUAUCGGGACUCCGUCUACUUCCAAGGUCCCUAAGGCCGAGGCCCCAAAGACCGAAGUUCCGAAGCCCAAACUUGAGCCAACCAAACCAGCCACCAAGGUUACAGCUUCUAAGCGCCCUCCGUCCCGUCCUUCCACCUCGCCUCAGAAGCCGUCUCCUCUCGGCUCAUCUCCCCCUGCGAAUGCAUCUGAUGCCACUGGUCGCAACCGUUCUGACAGCCAGAACCAGUCAUCUGGAUCCUCCUCAUCUUCGCCUCUGAUUUCUCAGUCAGCUCGCAAUAGCAACAAGGACACUCAUCCUGCUUCCACAGUCGCCAAACCUGCACAGAUCAAUGGGGUCAAGAAUGUACCCACUGUCAAUCCAUUGAAACGCAAGGCGGAUUCUGACCGACUGUCGGCUUCGCGCGCUACUGCCGGAGCCGGACGUCCCACUGGAGACUUGGAAGCUAAGCGUCGCCGUGCAGCCAGCCCAUCAACAAGCGGUGGCAGCACCGGCAGCGCAUCUCCUCCUAUGAGCUACGAGCUUCUACGUCAGCAGUUACGCGAGAAAAGCCAGACCUUCAAGCAGUACUACACCAAGUAUCGCUCCUUGCAUGACUCCCUAGCGGCUCUUGCCGACCCCGCUCCAGCUGACCUGGAGCGUCUGCAGCGCCAGCAUAAUCGCUUGCGUCGCAUGAAAAAAGAGAUUUGGGAUGAAGAUCGGCAGCUACGGGACGGUCUCCGCCCUUGA
Penicillium nucicola is the source of this 2067-nucleotide messenger RNA. RefSeq lists its product as uncharacterized. The transcript has a single exon. NCBI's taxonomy places the organism in Eukaryota, Fungi, Ascomycota, Eurotiomycetes, Eurotiales, Aspergillaceae. The record is from RefSeq and is a predicted model, not a curated record. The coding region runs from base 1 to 2067 and encodes 688 amino acids.